Ascoidea rubescens DSM 1968 is the source of this 564-nucleotide messenger RNA. RefSeq lists its product as uncharacterized. The record is from RefSeq and is a predicted model, not a curated record. The transcript has a single exon. NCBI's taxonomy places the organism in Eukaryota, Fungi, Ascomycota, Saccharomycetes, Ascoideales, Ascoideaceae. Bases 1 to 564 code for a protein of 187 amino acids.
AUGAAAUACUCAGUCUCUUUAUUUUCCUCGGUUUUGCUCUUAUCCUCCCUUGCUUCCGCCUCAAAAGACUCCUGUAGUGAAGUCAAGAGCUCUCAAUUGGAAAACUGUGGUGGUGUUCAAGAUGAUUAUGAAUGUGUAUGUCAAUUGCCAAACAAUGUCUAUUGGAACUACUUCUUUGACUGUGUUCAAAAUGGCGGUGCUUCAGUCACUGAAGAAUAUUUAGUUGACCUUAAAUUUAGUUUGUGUGGUGACACCAGUGAUAUUGAAGACAAGGUCUUUUCAUCCGAAGAAGUAUCAUCUUCGGCCUCUGAAGAUGACACUGAUUCCUAUGGAACACUCACUCUUUCUGAUGAUGAGGUCUACGAGUCUGCUACUGUUUCGCACAAACAUUCAGUGUCCACUGGUGCUCCAAGUAAUGGUUCGUACACUGCUUCUCAUUCACACUCUAACAACGGAACAUAUGUUAAACCAACCGUUGGUGUUAUUAGUGCUAAUCUUGCUGCAGGUCAAAAGGUUGCUAUCUCUUCAUCAUUGUUGGGUUUAUUAGCUCUUUUGGUCAUUUAG